Molecule: messenger RNA, 6922 nt
Organism: Oncorhynchus mykiss (rainbow trout)
Lineage: Eukaryota; Metazoa; Chordata; Actinopteri; Salmoniformes; Salmonidae
Product: ATP-dependent chromatin remodeler CHD3
Biological process (GO): chromatin remodeling
Cellular component (GO): chromatin; nucleus; NuRD complex
Molecular function (GO): ATP hydrolysis activity; chromatin binding; histone binding
Source: RefSeq, a predicted model, not a curated record
GGGGAUUUUUCUUAUUGGGGGGGUUGUUAAAAAAUAAAUAUAAGAGCGGCCAUCUUUGUUUCCCUGCCUUGUAGUGUAAAAUAUUCCAAAACGGCCCCCACUUUUUUUCUGGUGUCGAUUUGAAUAUUAAAUAAAUAUCAUAAUUCCGGAAGGUUUCUGAUUUCGAGGAAGGAGCCGAUGACAUGAAUAUAAUGUCCUCUCCUCUCCGGUCCUGUGAGGAAGACCAGGGCAUGUUGGUUAAUUCCGAGGGAGUAGAUUUUGAUGAAGAAGACGAGGACGACGGAGAUCUAGACGAGAACGCAAGCGACAUAAACUCGCCGGCGGCGCCUCGAGAAACUGCAACACUAGCCGCGCCAGUAGAGGAAGAAAGGGAAGCAUCAGACAGGGCCAGUCUAGGGAGGAAGAAACGAGGGCCCAAGAAGAAGGAGACAAAGAAGAAGGAGAAAGAGAAAGAGGGAAAACCGGUUAAAGCCAAAAAACGGAAAAAGAUUGAAAGUGAUGUAGAGAGAGACUCGGAGCGAGAGAGAGAUUAUGGUGAGAACUCCGACAGCGCAGCGAGUGACUUCUCUGGCGAGAAAAAGAAGAAGAAGAAACACAAGGAAAAGAAGGAGAAGAAAACCAAGAAGAAGAAAAAAGAUGAUGAGGACAGCACGCACGAGGAGACAACAAAGCCAAUAGAACAGAAGACGUCGGCCCAGCUGGCUAUGGACUGGGGUCUGGAGGAUGUGGAUCAUACAUUCACUGAAGACGAUUACCGCACACUCACCAACUACAAAGCCUUCAGCCAGUCCAUGAGGCCCAUGAUCGCCAAGAAGAACCCUAAGAUCCCCAUGUCUAAGAUGAUGACCAUCCUGGGGGUCAAGUGGAGGGAGUUCAGCUCUAACAACCCCUUCAAGGGCUCCGGUGCUGCAGCCGUGGCAGCUGCAGCCGCCGCCGCCGCCAUUGCCGUCGCCGAGCAGGUCUCCGCGGCAACCCCAUCCCCGGAGCCACCUCCACCCCGGAAGCAGCCCCAACCCCCACGGCCGCCCCCCCUGCCACCACCCCCGCCUCCCCCGCUCCGCAAGGCCAAGACCAAAGAGGGCAAAGGCCCUGGGUAUAAGAAGAGUCGCAGUAAGAGUCCUCGUGUUCUGGCUGAGAGGAAGAAGGCGGUGGCAGCAGCAGUAGCGGCUUCAGUAGCUAAAGCCAAGAAGAUGUCCCCCAUACGCAUAAAACUGGGGGCCUUAGGCAACAAGAGAAAGAAGAGCAGCUCUAGUGGUGAUGAUGUUGAUGAGGAGGACUCGCUGCAAGAGGACUCCAGUGUCCACAGCUCCUCGGUCCGCUCCGACAGCUCCUCCCGGGUCAAGAAGAACAAGAGAGGACGCCCGGCCAAGAAGAAUAAGAAAAUGCUGGAUGAGGGUGAGGUGGAGGGGGAUGGUUAUGAGACAGACCACCAGGACUACUGUGAGGUGUGCCAGCAGGGAGGGGAGAUCAUUCUGUGUGACACCUGUCCUAGGGCCUACCACCUGGUCUGUCUGGAGCCUGAGCUGGAGAAGGCCCCCGAGGGCAAGUGGAGUUGCCCACACUGUGAGAAAGAGGGGAUCCAGUGGGAAGCGAAGGAUGAGGACUUUGAGGAGUUUGAGGAGGAGAGUGAGGACAUGGUGGUACCAGAGGUACCUGGGGUUGGACUGCUGGUAGGACUGGAGGAAGAGGAGGAUGACCACAUUGAGUUCUGCAGGGUCUGUAAAGAUGGGGGGGAACUAUUGUGCUGUGACACCUGCACUUCCUCCUACCACAUCCACUGUCUCAACCCGCCCCUGCCUGAGAUCCCCAACGGAGAGUGGCUGUGUCCACGCUGCACUUGUCCUGCUAUCAAGGGCAGGGUGCAGAGGAUCCUCCACUGGCGAUGGGGCGAGCCCCCCGAUCCUGUACCCGUGCCUCCCGCCCCCGAUACCCCUCCUGAUGCUCCUCCGCCACCCCCCAUGAAGGGCAGGGCUGAGAGGGAGUUCUUUGUCAAGCUGACUGGACAGUCCUACUGGCACUGUACCUGGAUCACUGAACUGCAGCUGGAGAUCUUCCACUCUGUGAUGUUCCGUAACUACCAGAGGAAGACAGAUAUGGAGGAGCCUCCCAGUCUGGACUAUGGGUCGGGGGGAGAGGAGGAGAGUAUUAAGAGUGAGAAGAGGAGGCUGAAAGACCCAGACUAUGCUGCCCUGGAUGACAAGUUCUAUAAAUACGGCAUCAAGCCUGAAUGGAUGAUGGUCCACCGCAUCAUCAACCACAGUAUGGACAAGAAAGGGAUAUACCACUACCUGGUCAAGUGGAGAGACCUGACCUACGACCAGUGCACAUGGGAGAGAGACGAUCUGGAGAUGCCAGAGUUUGUCAUUCACAAGGCCAACUACUGGGCACACAGGGAUGAGGUGAUGAAGGAGGCCCCAGACAUGCCGAGGAGGAUGAGGAGGAUGAGGAUGGAAGAGAGUGAAGACCCCCACAGAUCACCUGUCAACGACCCUACGAUAAAGUACGAGGAGCAGCCAGACUUUGUGACGGCGACGGGGGGCACUCUGCACCUCUACCAGCUGGAGGGACUCAACUGGCUGCGUUUCUCCUGGGCACAGGGCACUGACACCAUCCUGGCAGACGAGAUGGGGCUGGGCAAGACUAUCCAGACCAUCGUCUUCCUUUACUCACUCUUUAAAGAGGGCCACACUAGGGGCCCGUUCCUGGUGAGUGCCCCCCUCUCCACCAUCAUUAACUGGGAGAGAGAGUUUGAGAUGUGGGCCCCUGACUUCUACGUGGUGACCUACACAGGAGACAAGGACAGCAGAGCCAUCAUCAGAGAGAACGAGCUGACCUUCGACGACACGGCCGUACGGGGAGGGAGGAAAACCUUCAAACUGAGGAGAGAAGCCCCUAUAAAGUUCCAUGUCCUGUUGACGUCCUAUGAGCUGGUGACGAUAGACCAGACCUCCCUGAAGUCUAUAGACUGGGCCUGUCUAGUGGUGGACGAAGCCCACCGCCUCAAGAACAACCAGAGCAAGUUCUUCAGACGUCUGAAUGACUAUACGAUUGACCACAAGCUGCUGCUGACUGGUACUCCUCUACAGAACAACCUGGAGGAGCUGUUUCACCUGCUCAACUUCCUCACUCCCAACCGUUUCAAUAAUCUGGAGGGGUUCCUGGAGGAGUUUGCAGACAUCUCCAAGGAGGACCAGAUCCAGAAGCUCCAUGACCUGCUGGGUCCCCACAUGUUGAGGAGGCUGAAGGCUGACGUCUUCAAGAACAUGCCGUCCAAGACUGAGCUCAUCGUACGAGUGGAACUAAGCCCCAUGCAGAAGAAAUACUACAAGUUGAUUCUGACAAGGAACUUUGAGGCUUUGAACUCUAAAGGAGGAGGUAACCAGGUGUCUCUACUCAACAUCAUGAUGGACCUGAAGAAGUGUGCCAACCACCCCUAUCUCUUCCCUGUCGCCUCCAUGGAAGCCCGCAAGACGGCGAGCGGAGCGUACGAGGGCAUGGACCUCACAAAGGCUUCUGGGAAACUGACUCUGUUGCAGAAGAUGAUGAGGAAACUGAAGGACCAGGGACACCGGGUGCUAGUCUUCUCACAGAUGACUAAGAUGUUGGACCUGUUGGAGGACUUCCUGGACUUUGAGGGUUAUAAGUACGAGAGGAUCGACGGAGGAGUCACAGGAGCUCUGAGACAGGAGGCCAUAGACAGGUUCAAUGCUCCUGGUGCUCCUCAAUUCUGUUUCCUGCUGUCCACCAGGGCAGGGGGUCUGGGUAUUAACCUGGCCACAGCAGACACUGUUGUCAUCUUCGACUCAGACUGGAACCCCCACAAUGACAUCCAGGCAUUCAGUCGCGCCCACCGCAUCGGGCAGGCCAACAAGGUGAUGAUCUACCGUUUUGUGACCCGUGCCAGUGUGGAGGAGCGCAUCACCCAGGUGGCAAAGAGGAAGAUGAUGCUGACCCACCUGGUGGUGAGGCCCGGCCUGGGCUCCAAGGCUGGAUCCAUGUCCAAACAGGAGCUGGACGACAUCCUCAAGUUCGGCACCGAGGAACUCUUCAAGGACGAGAUCGAAUCGGGGGACAACAGGGAUGAUGAGGGCAGUGUGAUCCACUAUGACAGCUCGGCCAUCGAGAGACUGCUGGACCGGAGCCAGGACGCUACAGACGACACAGACAUGCAGAACAUGAACGAAUACCUCAGCUCCUUCAAAGUGGCCCGCUACAUGGUACGAGAGGAGGAUAAGAUUGAGGAGGUGGAGCGUGAGAUCAUUAAGCAGGAAGAGUGUGUGGACCCAGAAUACUGGGAGAAGCUGCUGAGACAUCACUAUGAGCAACAACAGGAGGACCUGGCUAGUAAACUGGGCAAGGGCAAGAGGAACCGCAAGCCUGUCAACUACAACGACGCAGCACAGGAGGACCAAGAGUGGCAUGCUGGUAUUUCAGAUAACCAGUCCGAGUACUCUGUGGGCUCUGAGGAGGAGGAUGAAGACUUCGAUGAGAGGCCAGAAGGUUCUCGCCGACAGUCCCGUCGCCAGAUGAGGAACGAGCGAGACAAGCCACUUCCCCCCCUGUUGGCCAGAGUAGGGGGAAACUUGGAGGUAUUGGGCUUCAACACGCGCCAGAGGAAAGCCUUCCUAAACGCGGUGAUGCGUUGGGGCAUGCCCGCACAGGACGCCUUCUCCUGCCAGUGGCUGGUCAGAGACCUGAGGGGCAAGAGUGAGAAGGAGUUCAAGGCGUAUGUCUCUCUGUUCAUGCGUCACCUGUGUGAGCCCGUGGCCGACGGUGCCGAGACGUUUGCCGAUGGCGUGCCGAGGGAGGGCCUGUGUCGGCAGCCUGUGCUCACCCGCAUCGGAGUCAUGUCCCUGGUCAAGAAGAAGAUCCAGGAGUUUGAGCACAUCAAUGGGCGGUGGAGUCUUCCAGAACUGAAGCCAGAGAUGAAGCCAGAGGCCCUGAGACCAGAGGUCAGUGUGUCUUCUUCCUCCAGAGCCUCCUCCCCUGGUGGGACCAUGAAGACCGCUACGCCCACCCCUGACCCCAGCUGUACCUCAGACAACACCCCCUGCACCUCAAAACCAGCUACCCCUGCUCCGUCGGACAAACUAGAGAAGAACGGGAAAGAUGGAGAGAAGGAAGAGGAAGAUGAGGAGGGUAAGGCCUCAUCUGAGCCAGAGCAAGAUGGCGAGAAGGAGAAGAACGAGGGGAAGGAGGAAGAGAGCAACAAGAGUGCAGACCCUGAAGAGACUCCAAUCUCUACCAAAGAAGCACUACAAGAAUUAUCCCCUUGCACAACAACAGACAAGGAGGAGAAGGGUACAAAAGAGGAGAAGGAGGGGAAAGAAACCAAAACGACUGACACCCUUCCGGCCCUAGUGGAGGAGAAGAAAGUUGAGGAGGAGAGUAAGGAGGAGGGGUCCUUCGGGGAAACAACUAAGCAAGGGUCGGAGGUCAAACAUGAGAAACCAGGUAGUGUAACACUCUCACCUAGAGAGAAGGUGGAGGAGGAGAAAGAGAAGGACAACAACAAGGAAAAGGACAUGGAGAAGAGUGAGGAGGCCCCUGUCCCCACAGAAGGGCCAGACAACAUGGAAAGGAUGGAGCGACAGCAACCCUCUGACGUGAUGAAAGAGGAAGUAAAAGGUGAAAAGGAUGCUGGGAAAGAAGUGGCGAAGGAGGAGGUUGCCAAAGAUGCCUUGCCAAAACCCCCCAUCACCCCCCCCGAGCGACGGCGCUUCAUGUUCAACAUUGCUGAUGGGGGCUUCACGGAGCUGCAUACGCUGUGGCAGAACGAGGAGCGGGCCGCCAUCUCCUCCGGGAAGAUGAAUGAGAUCUGGCACCGGCGACACGACUUCUGGCUGCUGGCGGGAAUUGUACUUCAUGGGUACGCGAGGUGGCAGGACAUCCAGAACGAUCCCCAGUUUGCUAUCGUCAACGAGCCCUUCAAGUCGCAGGCCAACAAGGGCAACUUCCUGGAGAUGAAGAACAAGUUCCUGGCCCGCCGCUUCAAGUUAUUAGAGCAGGCCCUGGUGAUAGAGGAACAACUGAGACGGGCAGCCUACCUGAAUAUGACCCAGGACCCGGUCCACCCCGCCAUGGCGUUGAACGCCCGUUAUGCCGAGGUGGAGUGUCUGGCCGAGUCCCACCAACACCUCAGCAAGGAGUCCCUGGCCGGGAACAAACCGGCCAAUGCCGUGCUGCAUAAAGUGCUGAACCAGUUGGAGGAGCUGCUGAGCGACAUGAAGGCUGACGUGACACGGCUCCCCGCCACGCUGUCCCGGGUCCCGCCCAUUGCCGCACGUCUGCAGAUGUCAGAGAGGAGCAUCCUCAGCAGGCUGGCCAGCAAGGGCACUGACACACACCCGCCCCCGACCAUCCCUCCAGGACCCUACGCCACUCCUCAGAACUUUGGGCCCCCCUUCACCCCCACCCCCCUGGGAGUCUUACCCAUGGGAGGAGCCAACUACAGCCAGAUGCCUCCUGGAUCCUUCGUAUCAGUGUUGAACGGUCCUCCUGUGUCAGUGAAGAAGGAGAGGGAAGCAGAGCAGCUCCUGAGCAGGAGAGACCAGCGCCGUGGAGAGGUCAUCUGUAUCGACGACUGAACAAUAUCGCUCACUGACCGCACACACACACACGUCAACAUAUAUACACACACAUAUAUACAGAAACAUAUAUACACACACACACACACCAACAUAUACACACACACCAACACAUAACACACUCAGUACAGUAUCCACACUCCGCAGACUGACACUCCCUAUGAAUAUAUACACACACACAUGAACAUACACACACCAACACACAAUACACACAGUACAGUAUCCACACUCCACAGACUGACACUCCCUAUGAAUACACACACACACACACACACUUGUGGUCCAUGCUGUCACGUACAUACUCACCUGCUCAAUCGCUUGUUGUCUGCCUCAAA